AUGGUCAACCCCACAGUCAACCCCACCUUGUUCUUCAACAUCGCUGUCCUUGGUGAGCCCUUGGGCCUCAUCUCCUUCAAACUGCUUGCAGACAAAGUUCCAAACGCAGCAGAAAAUUUUCCUGCUCUGAGCACUGGGGAGAAAGUAUUUGGUUAUAGAAUUUCCUGGUUUCACAGAAUAAUUCCAGGAUUUAUGUGCCAGGGUGGUGACUUCACAUGCCAAAAUGACACCGGUGGCAAGUCCAUCUAUAGAAAGAAAUCUGAUGAUAAGAAUUCCAUCCCGAAGCAUACAGGUCCUGACAUUUUGUCCAUGGUAAACACUGGCCCCAACACAAAUGGUUCCCAGUUUUUCAUCUGCAAUGCCAAGACUGAAUGGUUGGAUGGCAAGCAUGUGGUGUUUGGCAAGAUGAAAGAGGGCAUGAAUAUUGUGGAAUCUGUGGAGUGCUUUGGGUCCAGUAAUGACAAGACCAACAAGAAGAUCAUUGCUGACUGUGGACAAAUCUGA
Messenger RNA from Cervus elaphus (red deer), 504 nucleotides. RefSeq names its product peptidyl-prolyl cis-trans isomerase A-like. The transcript has a single exon. NCBI's taxonomy places the organism in Eukaryota, Metazoa, Chordata, Mammalia, Artiodactyla, Cervidae. Gene Ontology annotation, molecular function: peptidyl-prolyl cis-trans isomerase activity. The coding region runs from base 1 to 504 and encodes 167 amino acids. The record is from RefSeq and is a predicted model, not a curated record. Gene Ontology annotation, biological process: protein peptidyl-prolyl isomerization; protein folding.